Molecule: messenger RNA, 1144 nt
Organism: Camponotus floridanus (Florida carpenter ant)
Lineage: Eukaryota; Metazoa; Arthropoda; Insecta; Hymenoptera; Formicidae
Exons: 5
Coding region: 49-969 (306 amino acids)
Source: RefSeq, a predicted model, not a curated record
GUUGCGUCGCUCAUCCCGCCGAUUACUUUGUUGAGGAAUCUCGACACUAUGGAAGUGAUGCAUUUGCUCAUCGUGUAUCUUCUCGUUGUUCUAAGCGUGCACGUAUCUCGCGGAAACGUCGAAGCCGAGGUCGAACAGGAAGGCAUCACCGAGGAACAGCAAAAGGUGCAUGACGAAUGCCGGAAUCCGGAUUACAAGAGAUAUCUCAAGUGUUUAAUAAGGCCGAGAAGGCACCAUCAUAUCGGCCACGGAGACGGGCUGUCGGAAAAUGAUCCCACUCAUUGUCUGGAAGCGUGUCUAAAAAAAUGCGACCAUCAUUUGGAACAUGACGAUUGCGAGAAGAAAUGCAGUUACUGCACGAAAAGAACCAAGCAUAGACAUCAGAUCAUUACGGAAUACGAGACGGAAUGCGAAUCGGGAAAUUGCGGCUCGGCUAAUGACGGGCUAAGAACUACCAAUAUAACAACAAACAUCGACAUUAAUAAUAUCAUUAAUACUUUUAGCAAUGCUACUAAAAAUGGUGUACCUGGUGCACCUCUCCUGGUUCGCCUGGUGUACCUGGUACACCUGGUACACCUGGUGGACCUGGUACGCCUGGUUGGCCUGGUUGGCCUGGUAAGCUCGGAGAUGAUAAAAAAGGUCCUAAUGAAGAGAAUGGUGGUAUUGGAAAGACGGACGAAUGGAAUAAAGUCAUCUCGUUUCCCAUCGCUUCCUAUAGUACCUCAAAUUUCGUUGGUACCACAAAUCACGUACAGUGUAGGAUUCGGAGCUGCAGGUGGAUGCGCUCAAAAUCAGUGGCUCUGCGUCCAACAAAACGGCGUGAAGGAAGUGCAGCCUGACUGCUCCGGAUGCGGCAAUCCCGUCUUACGCUACAGAUGCGAUGUAAGUUGUUAUGCAACUUACGCCAGUGCGGCAGCUAAAAUUAAACCACCUUGUAGUAGUCCGGAAUGCGUUGGGGGUUCCGCAUAAUUUUAUUGGAUGCGUUGGAAGCAGCUAUAAUGUGAAAUAUCAUCAUUAAUUGUUUGAGUUUUUUAUAUUUGUGUUAAUAUCCUGAUAAAAAAUUGCUUGUAAUAGAAUAUAUAACUCCAGAUUUCCCAAUUAAUUCUCUACUGUAAUGAUCUGUUUCCCAACAUUAGCUUAUGAA